AAAAGCUUCGCCAGUAAAACGGCUGGUGCUCAUUGACUCUCGCUAUGUGGCGAUACCUCAGCGAUUUCUCGAGCCGGAUUACCUAUUGAUUUUCCUCCUUUCUUGCCUCCCAGGUUUACUCGGCUGGACAUUGUGUGUGUUUGGAUUUCUCAAGGAUUCUCCCCCGACUAACAUGGAUGUCCCACCAUUCCUUGCAGUUGAAGGUUGCUCCUUGGCGCAGUGAAUGAAGAACAUGCAGGGAUUGCUAAUGGGUUUGGGAAGCGUAGACUCUCUCCUCUCUCUGUGACCAUGCCGUGAUCGUGUCUGAGGGCCAGCAAUUUACGUAUCCUCAUUCUUACCCUACCGAGAAACCUGACGGCUUAGAAGGGGGAAGUAAGGCAGCGCGUGUGUGCAUAGAAACAUCAUGAAGAUUAUUCCCCCUAUUCUAACUAAUCCAGUCUUCAGAUGCACCACUAGACUCCUUCUUUGCUUACUGUGGAUUGGAUAUUCUCAAGGAACCACACAUGUAUUAAGAUUUGGAGGCAUUUUUGAGUGUGUGGAAUCAGGCCCAAUGGGAGCAGAAGAAUUAGCUUUCCGGUUUGCUGUGAACACAAUCAACAGAAACAGAACUCUCCUGCCAAACACCACGUUAACAUAUGACACCCAAAAGAUAAAUCUGUAUGAUAGCUUUGAAGCAUCCAAAAAAGCGUGUGAUCAGCUGUCCCUUGGGGUGGCUGCCAUCUUCGGACCGUCCCACAGCUCCUCGGCUAAUGCGGUGCAGUCCAUCUGCAAUGCGCUGGGUGUGCCACAUAUCCAGACCCGCUGGAAACAUCAAGUGUCAGACAACAAGGACUCUUUCUAUGUCAGCCUCUAUCCAGAUUUUUCUUCACUCAGCCGUGCCAUCCUUGACCUUGUGCAGUUCUUCAAGUGGAAAACAGUCACUGUUGUUUAUGAUGACAGCACUGGUCUUAUUCGAUUACAAGAGCUCAUCAAGGCUCCAUCACGGUACAACCUGAGACUAAAAAUUCGUCAGCUGCCAGCUGACACAAAAGAUGCAAAGCCAUUGCUAAAGGAGAUGAAAAGAGGCAAGGAGUUCCAUGUAAUCUUUGACUGCAGCCAUGAAAUGGCAGCAGGCAUCCUGAAACAGGCUUUGGCUAUGGGAAUGAUGACAGAAUACUAUCACUAUAUCUUUACCACACUGGACUUAUUUGCCUUGGAUGUGGAACCCUAUCGGUAUAGUGGUGUUAAUAUGACUGGAUUCCGAAUUCUAAAUACGGAAAAUACCCAGGUGUCAUCAAUCAUUGAAAAGUGGUCUAUGGAGCGAUUGCAGGCACCUCCUAAACCUGAUUCAGGCUUGCUGGAUGGAUUUAUGACGACCGAUGCAGCUCUAAUGUAUGAUGCAGUUCAUGUGGUGUCAGUGGCUGUCCAGCAGUUUCCACAGAUGACUGUCAGCUCACUACAGUGUAAUCGGCACAAACCCUGGCGCUUUGGGACUCGCUUCAUGAGUCUCAUUAAGGAGGCCCAUUGGGAAGGCCUCACAGGCAGGAUAACUUUCAACAAAACUAAUGGCCUAAGGACAGAUUUUGAUUUAGAUGUCAUUAGCCUCAAAGAAGAAGGUCUUGAAAAG
Tinamus guttatus (white-throated tinamou) is the source of this 1606-nucleotide messenger RNA. The record is from RefSeq and is a predicted model, not a curated record. Lineage: Eukaryota; Metazoa; Chordata; Aves; Tinamiformes; Tinamidae.